Molecule: messenger RNA, 1430 nt
Organism: Stegodyphus dumicola
Lineage: Eukaryota; Metazoa; Arthropoda; Arachnida; Araneae; Eresidae
Source: RefSeq, a predicted model, not a curated record
UCUCGAGUCUGUUCUCUGUCUACUGAACUAAAGCGAUUAUUCGCUUUACCAGUUCUCAAGGUUCCACACAUUUAGCUGUAAAUUAUAGUUUGGAACAUUACAGAGUGAAAAUUCAAAAAUUCAAAAAUAUUAAUUAAAACUUUAGCAUUUUUGGUCCAUCAUAAUGCACCGAAAUAAACAGAUUUUAUGAAUAGUUAUAGGGAAUUAAAACUUAAAAUAUGUAUUAGAAGCACAAAUAGCAAUAAAAGCAAUUCAAUAACUUUAAGGUUAUUUAUUCAGAUAUCAUUAAGUAUCCUCUUAUGAAAAUAAAAUUUUUAAAGGGUAUUCAGCACUUUUCCGGCGCUUAAAACUUUUAAUUUAACUCAUAGUAUCUUAUUCUUUCUAGUAUGUGACUGUGGAGGAAACGGUAAAUGCAUUUUCGACAUAAAUGGAAAAAAGAGCUGUCAAUGUGAAGAAUCUUUUAAGGAAUAUAAUGGAAUAUGCGUCUUUUGCAGCUGUUAUUAUGGUACUUGUGUUCCUAAGGAAAACGGGUUUGAAUGUAUCUGUAAUGAAGGAUACCUGAAUAUUGACGGGAAAUGCAUUAAAUGUGACUGCAGAAAUGGCGAUUGCAGUAUCGUAGAUGGACAGAAAAAAUGCACUUGUCAUCCUGGUAAUGCGAUGAAAGGAGGAUACUGUGAACCUUGUAAAUGCGGCCAAGACGCAGAGUGCGUCUUCGAAGUGUGGGGAAGUGAUGUUCAAAAAAAAUGUUUUUGUCCUAAAGGUUACAUGCAAGACAUAGAUGGAUGGUGUUCAAGAUUUCCGGUUUGCGAAGAUGGGGAAAAGUGCCCCAAUUCAACGGUAUGUGUGAAUACAGAUGAAGGCUACAAAUGUGUUUGCAAAGAAGGUUUUCGGCGCCUCCGAAAGAAUGCCGAUCCCGAACAAUUUGGAUGUGAAGAUAUAUGUGGCCAGAAUAACUGUGUAAGAGGAGAAUGUGAAGUAACUGGUGAUCAUUAUCACUGCAGGUGCCAAGACGGUUACGCAGGAACUUACUGUGAAGUUGAACUUGAUGUCUAUCCUAAAAAGAAAUCGAUGGUAGUUGCUUUCUCAGUUCUUGCUACACUCAUCAUUGUGUUGCUGAUUGCAACAGUUUUCCUUUGUAGAAAGGUUCGAUAGCCAUAAGCCAAAACUUUAAACUUUUAGAAAUUCAGAUAGACAUGUGAAUUAUGAGUCAUGUCGCCUGAAUACCUGAAUCCUUUUAAAGUACAGCUGGGCAUGUGAACUGGAUAUGAACUUGGAAAUAAGCAAGAUGAUCCGAAGAAAUGAAAGCAAAUUAUUAUGAUUUAAAAAUAUCCUAGCUUUCAAGAACGAACAUAAUUUUAAUAUAUAGCAGCACAUUUCGAUGUACAUUUUUACCUUUAGAGUAUUGCUUAAUUAAAUUAUCUUUAAUAUUA